Corapipo altera (White-ruffed manakin) is the source of this 849-nucleotide messenger RNA. It is a transcript of the gene PDE6G, whose product is annotated as phosphodiesterase 6G. NCBI's taxonomy places the organism in Eukaryota, Metazoa, Chordata, Aves, Passeriformes, Pipridae. Gene Ontology annotation, biological process: visual perception; positive regulation of G protein-coupled receptor signaling pathway; positive regulation of epidermal growth factor receptor signaling pathway. Gene Ontology annotation, cellular component: photoreceptor outer segment membrane. The transcript is spliced from 4 exons. The coding region runs from base 485 to 748 and encodes 87 amino acids. Gene Ontology annotation, molecular function: 3',5'-cyclic-nucleotide phosphodiesterase activity; cGMP binding. The record is from RefSeq and is a predicted model, not a curated record.
ACUGGCAGGGAUGGUGCUGGGAGGGCACCCCCUGUGCCAGGACCCCCACCUGGGCCGGGAGGGAGACUGGGAUGGGGGUCCCAUCCCUCCUGCUGGGAGCGAGGGGCGCUGAGGGAAUCUCUUGGGGAAUGGGGGGAUCCCCCAGGGGAGGAGGUGGGAUCGCCCUGUGUGGGAUCUGCCGCCCGGCUGGGCACAGCCUGUCCCACCGGCACUAAUCCCGACAUCCCCUCCCCACCCAGGGCGGGGGAAGGACACCGGAUUACCCCUUGGGAGAGAAGGGAGCUAAAUAAUCCUAUUACCCCCGGGCAGGAUAAAUCUCCCUCCCGAAAAGCCCCCCAGAGCAUCUCCGGGCUGUGGGACGGAGGGAGCAGCACUGGCCUUGGGAACCGUGGGACUGUCAGGUGCAAGCAGCUGUCCCGUGCCAGCGCCGGAUCCGCAGGGAACGCCGUGAGCCGGGGCUGGCUGCCAGCCCCCCCCCAGAGCCAUGAGCCUGGAGCCCCCCAAGCUGGAGGUGAAAUCGGCCACGAGGGUGACCGGGGGUCCCGCCACCCCCCGCAAGGGACCCCCCAAGUUCAAGCAGAGGCAGACGAGGCAGUUCAAAAGCAAACCCCCCAAAAAGGGGGUGCAGGGGUUCGGUGAUGACAUCCCGGGCAUGGAAGGGCUGGGAACAGACAUCACUGUCAUCUGUCCCUGGGAGGCCUUCAGCCACCUGGAGCUGCACGAGCUGGCUCAGUACGGCAUCAUCUAGGACUGGGACAGGCCUGGCUGGGUCACCUGCCCCAUAGUGCUGUGUAGGUAGAGGCUGCUCCAUCUGUACAGUGGGGCUCUGCUUGGAAAAAUUAAAUCCUG